AUGGAAGAAGAUAUUGGGGUAGUGGUAAUUGAUAACGGUUCUGGAGUGUGUAAGGCUGGUCUUUCUAGCAGUGAAGGUCCGAGUGUUUUAUUUCCAUCAAUGGUUGGUCGCCCAAGAAACACUGACAUCACCAGUCAAAAGGACUUUUACGUUGGAGAUGAAGCACAAUCCAAUAGAGAUAUCCUAAACUUGACCUACCCAAUUGAGCAUGGUAUCAUCACCAAUUGGGACGAUAUGGAGAAGAUAUGGUCUCAUAUAUUCUACAAUGCUCUCAAAACUAAACCAGAGGAACAUUCAGUUUUCCUAACUCAAAUCGUAAACUCUCCAGAAUCCAUUAAUGCUAGAAUGAGUGGUUACAUGUUUGAGACCCUCAGUGUCCCUGCCUUGUAUAUUUCCAGUACACCGGUUCUUUCUUUGUAUGCCUCUGGUCAAACCAGUGGUUUGGUCAUCGAGUCUGGUUAUGGUGUAUCACACACUGUUCCAAUCUAUGAAGGAAGUUUGAUCGCAAAAGGAGUCAAAAGAUUAAAUCUUGCUGGCGAUGGUUUGACUGAAUAUAUGAAGAAACUCUUGGAAGAUCGUGAUAUAACCUUGGAUAUGGACACCGCUCUUGACAUCAAGGAGAAGUUUGCCUACAUUUCUUUGGACAAUAAUGAAUCUGAUAAGCAAAAUGAUCAUUCAUCCUAUGAAUUACCAGAUGGUCAAGUUAUUACCAUUGGUGAAGAACGUUAUCGAUGUCCAGAAGGGAUCUUCCAACCAUCACUCUUGGGAGAUGAAUCUGAUGCUGGUAUUCACCAGAUGGCUCACAGCUCGCUCAUGGAGUGUGAUGUUGAUAUAUGUAGAGAUUUGUCAAGUAAAGUUGUCCUCUCUGGUGGUUCCACUUUGUUUCCAGGUUUUUCUGAACGUAUUUCAAAAGAAUUAAAAACCUUGUGCCCUUCUACAAUGGAGAUUAAUAUCUUUGCACCACCAGAACGUAAAAACUCUGCUUGGAUUGGUGGUUCAGUUAUGUCAUCUCUCUCCUCUUUUGGUCAAUUGUGUGUCACCAAAGUAGAGUUCGAAGAAAUUGGUCCGUCCAUUAUCAAAAAAACAUUUACAUAA
This is a messenger RNA of Heterostelium album PN500, 1095 nucleotides long. RefSeq lists its product as uncharacterized. The record is from RefSeq and is a predicted model, not a curated record. NCBI's taxonomy places the organism in Eukaryota, Evosea, Eumycetozoa, Acytosteliales, Acytosteliaceae. The transcript has a single exon. The coding region runs from base 1 to 1095 and encodes 364 amino acids.